UUGCAUUCCAUCAUGGCGGACAAAGCGACGUACUGUAGCAGACUACUUCUGUCACUUAUUGCAAAAACUUAAGCAGAGCAAGAAUGAAAUAAGCACCAUGACAGACAACAUGAUGACAGUUGAAGAUACUUCAACAUUGCUUGGUGGCAAACCACCAGGUACUCCCAAAAGAAAGAAAAAGGGCGCACUUGCAAAACUUGCUGAGAGAAAACGACGAGCAUCACUUGUUUCAGAAGCAGAAAGCAACCUAGGAUCAGUACUGUCAGUGAAAGAAAAAGCUGCCAGUACAGAUGAAAAAGGUUACUCAAAGAGUUCAAGUGCAAGAAAUGAAGUGAUCACAUCUACUGAACCCUGAAAUGUUUAUAUUGAACCAGUCGUUGUUGUACAACCCAAUACACCUGUUGGUGUUGAUGCAGCAAAGCCCAAGCCUAAGCCAAGGAAGGUGGCCAGAAACAGUGAAGGCCGUGUAUCCCCAGUCGGAAUGGAGAUAGAUGAAAUGGCUUUAUCAGAUGAUGAUAAAGAUUGUUUGCAAGGAUCUCAAACUGAUGCAACUUUACACAGAUUCAGAAAUCUUAGAAUGGCUACCGAGAGAUCUGGGUCAGUCGAAUCUCUGAAAAGUAGCCCUUUUGUGCCCAAACCACCUUCCACUCCCAAAAAGUCUGCAAGGGGAUCAUCAUCUAAAGGAGAGAAACGGACCAGGGAUCCCAACUCCUCUGGGGAUGAACCCGAUCAGGGACAUAAGAGACUUGUUUCCCAGGGGCUUGAAGAUUUUAAUGUGAAUGCGAAUGAUUCCAAUGGUGCUAAUAAUAUUGUUCAAAGCAGUUCUACAGACAAUUCACAACUCCAAGACUCAACUGUGCCAAAGUCAAGAAGAAAAUUAAGGGAACAUUUGAAUAAAGAAUUUGACAAUGCAGACUUUAGUUUUGGACAUUCAGUGAGUGAACCAAAGUCUGAGGUGGUAAUAGGAUCUAUUUCAGAUCUGAAGGCUGUCUCAGACCAGUAUGAAAGUAUUCUCUCAAUGGAUGCCAAGGAAAAGACUCGAACCCCUCGGUCAGCAAGGCUGCCUCCUGUAUCUCCAAAAUCACGCCCACCUCCUCUAGGACAGAAUAUAGCCUCGAAAUCUUUAAGGACAACAUAUAAAUCUGAUUUGUAUCCAGAAAAAUUUAUGUCAUCUCAGCAAAGCAACCUAGACUGCUUAUCUGAAAGAUCGUUUGUUUCUUCCAGUGUUAUGACAGCUAUAACCACCAGACAAGCCAGGGAAAGGAACUUCCUGGUGGGCAACUCAAGCACCCAGUCGUUGCUGGGCAGCGAAGAGCUGGAGCGUUACUUCCCUUCCAAGGAAGUCCACAUCUUUGUUGGCACAUGGAACAUGAAUGAGAUCAAGAUAGUUCCAGAUAACAUCAAUGACUUCCUCCUGCCGCAGACCUCCAUGUAUGUUCAGGACAUAUACUGUGUGUGUACCCAGGAGAAUGGCCUCAACAAGAGAGACUGGGAGGUGAAGAUCCAGGAGACCCUGGGGCCGUCUCACGUCAUGUAUCACUCCGCGUCACAUGGCUCACUCCACCUGGCAAUCUUCAUCCGUAGAGACCUCAUCUGGUUCUGUUCUGCCCCAGAGGACGACUUUGUGACAACACGUGCCAUGACGAUGGUGAGGACGAAAGGCAGCAUCGCAUGCUGCUUCUCUAUGUUUGGUUCAUCCUACCUCUUCUUGAACUGCCACUUUACACCUGAUGUGAGUAAGAAGAAGGAGCGUCUUAAUGACUACAUGAAGAUACUCCAAGGCAUCAAACUGCCCAAGUCUUCCUCCAUGGGUACCCCCAGAUCAGGUGAUUCCACCAACAACUUCGACAGCGUCUUCUUCUGGGGUGACCUCAAUUUCCGCAUCGAGAGGAAGAAAGCUGCUGUGGAGGGGAUGGUGGACCACAUUGAAGACCAACAAUUUAAGAACUACGAAAAUCUCUUGGGAGGAGACCAGCUCUCCAAGUUUAUGGUGGAAGGAAAAAUAUUUCAAGGUUUCCAAGAGGGAAGGAUAAAUUUUCAGCCGUCAUACAAGUUUGACCCCAAAACUGACCAGUAUGAUACAUCCCACAAAUCCAGGAUUCCCUCUUACACGGAUCGUAUAUUGUUCCGGUGUAAGAAGAAGAACUGGGUCCAAUGUGUGCAGUACGACUGUGUGAUGUCUGUCCGCCACUCCGACCACAAGCCGGUGUUUGGUGUGUAUGAGACCUGCAUCAAGGCUGGGAAAGAAGGGGCUCACUUGUCAGGUGGACAGUUUGAUAGAUCAGUAUACAUGGACGGCAACAAGAAGCGAGCUAUGCACAUGGUCAAUGGAGAGAGGUCUCAAAAAGCCAGUUCAGUGUGCUCCAUACAGUGACAUUAGGAGACAGUGUCCUAGUUCUUGUACAACGAAGGUUCACACAUGUAGUUACACACAGAUGGAACUGGUUUCCUGUAAAUCAUGAAGAAAUUAUCAUUUUCAGCAUAUUAGUUUUAUAGACUCAGUUAGCAUAUUCAUGUUAUUUUGUUGAAUCGGAUUUGCAUAUUUCAACUGUUGUUGCAUAAAGGUGACUAUUUUAAAGGUUAUCUCCCUUUGUUCAGAUGCGAUAGAUUAUUUUCAUUUGCCUCAGCACAAAGGUUCUCCAUUUCAUUAGCAUGUUGUUGUAUUGCAGUCAUCUGAACUGGGGCACCGAGUAUCAACCUGGAAAAUGGCUGGAAGAUAAGCUGUGAUAUUUUGUAGUAUAUUUUCAUAACUAUGAAUUUUUGUGAUCAGUAUUUUGGUGUAUGCUGACUGGUGUUGAAUUGUUCCCAGUGUUGGUAGUUAAAGGGAUGUAGCAGUUGUCAUAUGUUAGUGAUGUCAUGCCAGUGAAUGCUAUCUUGUGCCAGGGGGUUCAGGGUACUGUCAAGGUUUGGUUUAUGAAUAGAGGGUGUUCAACUUAAUGUAACCUGAAUAUUUGCUAUAAUGGCUAUAGGGAAAUACAUCGAAAUGUCUUUAAGCAGUUAGCUUCAGAUAUUUCUCGUGUAAGCUAUUUAUGAUAAAUACAGUACUGACAAAGGACAAGUGACACCAUACUUUAUCAAGAUAUAAGGGUGAGGUGUAACCGUCACCAAGGGUGACAAAGCUUAGGUCAACUUAAUCCACAUCAUACAAAACUUGCUAUGCCCAACAGAAAUGAUGAGUGUAUAAUGAUAAUAAUUAUUAAUAAUUGGCCACUUAUAUAGCGCUGAACUCCACGCUGCAGGGACAUGCUCUAAAGCGCAUACAGCAUCAUGGACAUUAUUACCCCAGAUAAUCCAAGCUGUCUGCAAGGCUCUGGAAGGUUAAUGCGACUUAUACCAACAGGUACCCAGUUUUCUGCUGGGUAAACAGAGGCAAUUUUGAACAAACUCACUUGCCUAAGGUUGGCCCACAUAACACAUCUACAAAAAUAUAAUGGCCCUGCUUUUUUUAUCUGGAUUUGUACUUUCAGUUUGUGUGAUGCAGAAAUCGGAUAUCCUGGUCAGAGUGCCUUGCUCAGUCAUACUGGGAAUUGAAAAGCCUCAUCUCUGGUGGCUUAUCUGUCAUUCAUUCUGCCUGAAUUCAGUUUUUAAUGUUACCUCCAUUUGUCCAAAUCACAGUUCCAGCAAGUCUUUACUGAACAUGGUUUGAGUGAAAACAGCAGGCGCAGUUAAACCAGAAACCAUGUUGUUCAGUAGAUGUUCCUUCUCAUUCAUGCAGUGUGUUGUUAUCGAACUGGUUUACUGCAGAUGCUGUCUGUGUCCCCUUGCUUCUUUCUCGAGCAAUUAGAAAAGCAAUUGAACAUAACUUACUGUGAGGAUUAGGGUGAGAAUUAUCUACAUUCUACUGGCAUUAAUUUGUCUGACAGUUAGACGUUGAUGGAUGUCAAAGCAGACAAAUAUUGGGAUAGAACUUAGU
Haliotis rubra (blacklip abalone) is the source of this 3913-nucleotide messenger RNA. Its product is annotated as phosphatidylinositol polyphosphate 5-phosphatase type IV-like. Lineage: Eukaryota; Metazoa; Mollusca; Gastropoda; Lepetellida; Haliotidae. Gene Ontology annotation, molecular function: phosphatase activity. Gene Ontology annotation, biological process: phosphatidylinositol dephosphorylation. The record is from RefSeq and is a predicted model, not a curated record.